Messenger RNA from Lodderomyces parapsilosis, 1242 nucleotides. RefSeq lists its product as uncharacterized. Bases 1 to 1242 code for a protein of 413 amino acids. The transcript has a single exon. Gene Ontology annotation, molecular function: ATP hydrolysis activity; GTP binding. The record is from RefSeq and is a predicted model, not a curated record. Gene Ontology annotation, cellular component: cytoplasm. NCBI's taxonomy places the organism in Eukaryota, Fungi, Ascomycota, Pichiomycetes, Serinales, Debaryomycetaceae.
AUGGGUAGAGAAAUAGUAAUUGGACUUGUCGGAAAACCAUCGAGUGGUAAAUCAACCACCUUGAACGCAUUAACGGAUGCAAAUGCAAAAGUUGGUGCAUUUCCAUUCACCACUAUCGACCCCAACAAAGCUACUGGGUAUUUGGAGGUGGAUUGCGCUUGUCAAAGGUUCAACAAACAAUCGAAAUGCAAACCGACUUAUGGCUACUGUCGAAACGGGAAACGUGGAGUGCCAAUCAUGCUUUUAGAUGUUGCUGGAUUAGUCCCCAAUGCUCAUCUCGGUCGAGGUUUGGGGAACAAAUUCUUGAGCGACUUAACAGAAGCUGAUUGUUUGAUCCACAUUGUUGAUGCUAGUGGAACCACUGAUGCUGAGGGGAAAGCUACUCGAGGUUAUGAUCCAUUGAAUGAUAUUGAAUGGCUACAAGAUGAAAUAUUCCAAUGGAUUUUGGGUAAUUUAAAAGAACGGUGGGGUUCAGUUGUACGAAGACAUGUUGGAACGAAAUCAUCAACAUUGGAGACGCUAAGGCAGCAAUUGGGUGGAUACGUAGCUAACAAGCAGAUGAUUGGUCGCGCAUUGGAUUUGAUAUCCGAUUUACCUCCAUUGCAAGAUUGGGAUGAUGAGAUGUUGGAGAGGGUGGUGAGAGCUUUCAUGGAGGUGAAAUUCCCCACGGUGCUAUCACUCAACAAAAUGGAUCACCCUGACGCGGAUAAAAAUGUAUCCAAGAUUAUAUUAAAAUACCCGAAAUCAAAAGCAGUGCUAACAUCUUCAAUCACUGAAGUGUUGUUGAGGAAAUUGGCUGCACAACAUUUUGUCAAGUACGAUCCAGGAACGGAAUUUGUAGACACCAAGGAGGAUCUACCAGAUGACCCUGACUUGAAACCAAUGGAUGAGAAAUUACAAAACAGGAUUGAAAAUAUCAGAGAUUUGGUGUUGUAUAGAUUUGGAUCAACUGGAGUGGUACAAUUACUACAAGCAGCUGCAGAUUUAUUGGAAUUGGUUCCAGUUUACCCUGUGAGGAAUAUAAACAAUUUUACUGGGUCAAGUGGUGAUUCGGUUUUCCGCGAUUGUAUAUUGGUCAAACGUGGUACCCCAGUUAUAUCAGUUGCAAGGAAAAUUAUGGGUGAUGUGACGAUUGCAGCAAUUGAGGGUGUUGGUGGAAUCAGAGUUGGUGAAGAUGAUACAGUAGACAAUGGAAAGAAUGAUAUAUUGUCGUUCAAAUUGGUGCCUGGAAGUCGGAACUGA